Molecule: messenger RNA, 1332 nt
Organism: Nasonia vitripennis (jewel wasp)
Lineage: Eukaryota; Metazoa; Arthropoda; Insecta; Hymenoptera; Pteromalidae
Exons: 10
Coding region: 319-1227 (302 amino acids)
Source: RefSeq, a predicted model, not a curated record
UGAUUGUGUAGGAGGUUAUAGGCUGUAAUGGAUUUUCUCGGCGGCUUUUGCCUCGGGGACACCUUGCGUUUUGGAAAUGGCCUUUUUUUUUUAUACUUCGAUCGGAGUUGGUUAUACUUUUAAAUUUUCAAUCCGGAAAUUUAAUUGCCGUUGUCGGGCUUUCGUCGAGCUGACGCGUCGUAAAGGCUGGGAAGUGUUAAGUUGUACAUGUGACGGUUAAUUGAAAUUCGCUUUUCAUUAUUUGAGUCUUUAUCGCUAGUUAAGAGUGUCAAUAUAAAUGGUUAGAGAAAAACUUGGUUCUAUUUACGAACGAAAAUCAUGGCGACGAAGCUGCUCCUUCUGCUUUGCCUCUGCGCUGUUGCUUUCGCCGCUGAGGAUGAGACUGUUUGGUUCGAGCCCAAGACAUGGACGGGACCGGGUGUUCUGCCGGAAGAACUGAGGGAAGACGUGACUACGAUCAAUUGGGAUGAUACAACAGUAUCGCGCCGAAGGAAUAUGGGUUCUGAAACUCCAGAACUGCCUCCGACAGUUGUAUUGCGACCAAACAAGCGCCGCGCGGUGAGGAGAAAGUUUGAGGAUUUAUUAAAAAUCAAAGAUAUCCCUUCACCCUCUAAAUGGAAAGAGCAAACUGAGCAAGUGCUGUCAGUUCGUUCAAUGCCAAAACAAAAGGUUCCGGUACAAGCAUACGAUGAAAAAGAUUCCGUAGCGUUGGAAAAGCAGCCUAUUCGAAGAUACGGUGCCUAUCCCCCUAUGGAAGCCGGCCCUAACUGGUUGGGAAUGCUGGGGUCGUUUGGCAGUGUUAAUAAUUUUGCAGAUGAAGAAACGAGAAGACAAGCGCCAAGCGUAGUUGUAAACGAGGAAAAGAAUGUUGAUAAUUCCAAAGAUGAAUCUCAGCUCAACAGAGCCCUCGAGGUCGAAAAUACAGAAGCCGAAGAAAAAUCGUCUUUGAAGACCCUACCGGGAGAGAAGCAGGCCGAAAUUGACAUUUCCACUUGGCAAAGGCCUAAUUGCAUUUGUGUUAGACGCACGACGGAAUCGCCGAUACAGACAUCUAGACGCGAUCUCGACGGUUCCGGUACCCGUGUGGUUUAUCGAAGGAGAAAAUCAACUUCUAUAAAAUGCUCUUGUUCUUCCGAUGCUGUGACCAAAAUGCUGCAAACACCUCAUGACACGCGAAAUGAAAUGGGUGAUCAAGAGGACGUUCCGCAAGACCAGGAAGAAAAGUAAAUCACGUAAAUUAAUAAUAAGUGUUUGAAAUUCACGCAUGAGUUUACAUGCGAAUGAAUAAUGUAAUAAAGAAAAAACAAAAAAUAAAGAAAUUUUCCAAACAUA